Drosophila kikkawai is the source of this 1625-nucleotide messenger RNA. RefSeq lists its product as uncharacterized. The record is from RefSeq and is a predicted model, not a curated record. Gene Ontology annotation, cellular component: nucleus. Gene Ontology annotation, biological process: double-strand break repair. Lineage: Eukaryota; Metazoa; Arthropoda; Insecta; Diptera; Drosophilidae.
UUGCAUCUGGCAACACUAGUAGCGUCUAAUGUUUUUUUUUUCAUAUUUUAUUUAGUUUUGUAGUUUAAUGGUGAAAUUGUUGCAAAAAUGUUGCUAAAAGUGCAAAAUAUUGAUGGCAGCAACUAUGUUACUACUUGUAGAAAGAUGGGCACCUACAUGCUCAUUUUCGCUUGCCACAAAGAGGCCACUUUGCAAAGUUUUGAGGAAGUUUUGCAUAUCGAAGAGUUCAAAAAGCGGCUGGUGAAUCUAAACACUCGCAUCAAGUUCCCAGAGGAGGCUGUGAAGACCACGCUCAUCAAGAACAAUUUCUCGCAGAGCUCGAUGGCAUUGGAGCCCAACUCGGCCGGCGCCUUUGUGCUGGCCUUGAAAUAUCCCAUGGCCGAAACAUCGACGCCCCUCAAAUGGGAGUGGCACCUCAAGCACACAGAUACUGUCGAGUUCUUCCGCGAGGUACUACUAGAAACCUUGGAACAAGGUACCACACUGCGUAAAAUCAUUCGAAACUUGACGAAGGAGCUGUGCGCCAAAGACAAUGAGUUGCAGCAAUAUCGCAGGGAGGGAUAUGAGCUACGCAGAACCACUGUAAGGACAAAAACUUUUGAUUUGCUCGAAUUUAACGCUGAUAACCAGGAGUUGUUGGAAGAAUCAUCUGCGUUUGGGGAUCUUAAUAGUUUCUUUCAGUAUUCCCAUGACUCCCGUCGACGAUCAACACCGUCCACGCCAUCAACAACAGCUUCGUCAUCAUCCACAGGCUCGUCAUCCACAACAGCCUCGUCAUCAUCUAGCAGCAACGUUACGCAUAAAACUACUAGUUCUUCAUCUAGCUCCAAUACUUCUGUGAAACCAGGUUCUUCAUAUAGCCCCAAGGUAGCCCGUAGCAGGAAACGUAAGGCUCAGGCGAUAAAUAGCAAGCGUUUGGAGGAAAAGGUCAAGCAGCGUUUGCUAGAUCCGCAAGUAAAGUUCAAUUCCCAGAGCUCACAGGAGGAUGAGCUGGUAGACUGGCUGGUCGAGGGUGCGGUAAAGGUAGAGCCAGAGCACGAGCUGAAGCAAGAGCCAAAGCCUGAGCCAGAUCUGACCAUCAAAACCGAGACUGAGGAGGCUCUACAAACCCCAAAAGAUGAAGAUGCUGCUGAAGUAAAGACCGAGAAGACAGAAGAGCUAGAGGAGAAGGCUACAACCGUGCCUGAAGAAGAAAAUAACAACGAAAGCCUCACCGAGAGCGACCAGGAGCUUAACGAACUGCGUUCGAUUCUGGCCGCCUCUAUGGCUCAGAAUCGCCAAAGCGCGGGGAGUAGCAGCAGGUACACUUAAAAAAAACCAACCAGGAACCCACUUAUAGUGAUAUAGAAGUUAACAAUUGUUUUUUUUCGUUAAAUGUACAUUUGAAAUGUACAACUUGACAUGAAAGAAAUCUCCCCACUGAUAAAGGGAUUUACCAAAGACAAUAUAUAGCCAGGGACAUUGCUUGCAGUUUAUCAUUUUUACCAUCAACUGGGUAUUGUUUUAAAAUUAAAGAAAAAAAAACAACAAAACUUUAGAACGAAAGAAACCAAGAGAAAAUUAAGAGAUCUAUAAAACUUAAAUUUGUAACUGACGAGAAUGAAAUAAACAUUUGCUAUAGCAAA